AUGGAGGAUCGGAUUGCCGAGGCGGCGGCCGGGCAUAUCGUUGCGGGGGUGAAGCAGAGCUUUAAGCAGGCGGCCGAGAAUGCGGGGACUGGGGAGGGGGGUGGAGGGUUGGGGGGUUUCUUGAGUAGUGUGGCGGGCAAUAUUUUUAACUCUGCUAGGCAGGAGAGGGAGAGGGAGAGGAGUGAGCAGCAGGAGGAGACGCCUAGCUAUGGGGGUGGUGGGUAUAGGAGACAGGAGGAGGAGGAGACGCCUAGCUACGGCGGCGGCGGUGGUUAUGGUGAGGCUGCCAGCUACGGCCGUCGUGAGGAGGAAAGCUCCGGUUAUGGCGGUGGCUAUGGUCGUCGUGAGGAGGAGAGCUCUGGAUACGGCGGUGGCUACGGUCGUCGUGAGGAGGAGAGCUCUGGAUACGGCGGUGGCUACGGCCGUCGUGAGGAGGAGAGCUCUGGAUACGGCGGUGGCUACGAUCGUCGUGAGGAGGAGAGCUCUGGAUACGGCGGUGGCUAUGGUCGUCGUGAGGAGGAGAGUUCAGGUUAUGGCGGCGGCUAUGGCCGUCGUGAAGAGGAAAGCUCUGGUGGCUAUGGCGGUGGCGAAGCUGCUAGCUACGGUCGUGGUGACUAUGGCGGCUACGUGGUUACGGUCGCCGGAGAGAUGACGAGGAGGAGGAUGAGGGACGUCGCCGGUGGUAAACACUGGGCGGGUUUGUCUCGGGCAUUCUUGGCUGACAUGGUGGAAUCAGAAGAUGAGGCACUGGAUUUGUGA
Molecule: messenger RNA, 759 nt
Organism: Podospora bellae-mahoneyi
Lineage: Eukaryota; Fungi; Ascomycota; Sordariomycetes; Sordariales; Podosporaceae
Exons: 2
Coding region: 1-759 (252 amino acids)
Source: RefSeq, a predicted model, not a curated record